AUGGGAGAGGCAUGGGAUGAGGGAGAGGAAGGGGUGUUGAAGAAGAAAAAGAAGAAGGGUGCUCUUAAAUUGAGAAUUAAGAUUGGGAAUCCUUCACUGAGGAGGUUAAUUUGUGGGGCAAUUGCGGGUGCUGUCACAACAUUAUCGGUUGCUCAUCUGGAGACAAUAAGAACUCAUUUGAUUGUUGGGAAUUUUGGACAUUCGAUGGCUGAAGUGUUUCAUAAUAUCAUGAAGACUGAGGGAUGGACGGGCCGAUAUAGGGGUAAUCUGGUUAAUGUCAUUCGGUUUGCUCCUAGCAAGGCGAUAGAGGUAUCAGAGAAUCCCACUUUGUUUUAUGAACUUCUCACUGUUAUUUUGGUGCGGGUGUGCGUUACUGUGCAGGAUUUUGGUAGUCGGUUGAUUGCUUAA
Ilex paraguariensis (yerba mate) is the source of this 408-nucleotide messenger RNA. The record is from the annotation of a GenBank genome assembly. NCBI's taxonomy places the organism in Eukaryota, Viridiplantae, Streptophyta, Magnoliopsida, Aquifoliales, Aquifoliaceae.